Messenger RNA from Aphidius gifuensis, 3560 nucleotides. RefSeq lists its product as uncharacterized. The transcript is spliced from 6 exons. Gene Ontology annotation, cellular component: plasma membrane. Gene Ontology annotation, biological process: phosphatidylserine exposure on apoptotic cell surface; engulfment of apoptotic cell; apoptotic process involved in development. NCBI's taxonomy places the organism in Eukaryota, Metazoa, Arthropoda, Insecta, Hymenoptera, Braconidae. The record is from RefSeq and is a predicted model, not a curated record. The coding region runs from base 541 to 3168 and encodes 875 amino acids.
ACACACUCGCUGCUUGCACACAUGUAAAAUGUACAAACAAACUUAAUUCCGUUUUUUUUUUUUUUUUUUUUUUUAUUAAUAAAACAUAUUUACAAUCCAUAAAUAAAGUAAAAAAAAUAACUCCAAUAUAUAUAUUUCUACAAAUAAAUAUAUUAAAAAAAAAAAAACAGUAAAAUGUGAUUAAACGAGAUUCAAAUUUCAAUUUGGUUAUUUUUUAUUUUGCAAUUUGUUGAUAUUGUAAAUAUACAUUGGGCAAUAUUAAUAAAAGUGUUUUUCAAUUUUUUUUUUUAUUCUACCAUGAUGAUGACCUAGGUGGAUUAUUAAAAAAAAAAAAUAAAAAAUAAAAUUCUUGAAAUUCCAGUUUAUUGGUCAAGAGUAUAUUUUAGUUAGUUGAGUGCAUUUCAUUCAGGUUAUAAACAUGUCACAUCAAUGAUUACAGUCGUCAAUAACGAGACAAAUUCCAUUAUUUAUAAAAAAAAAAUAAAUGAGUAUUGUAAUUGUUAGCUGGAUGAUCCAAAUGGGCAAUAAUAUUGGCCCAUUAUGGCCCAGCAUCAGCAAAUUAAUCAUCAACAUGAAUUUUUACCAUUGUGUGAUGUACUUUUUAAUAUAAUAUCACUUGGAUCAUAUUUUUGUGAUGUUGUUUUUGAUUUGGCUAUGAGUUAUUCCUUAGCUAAUUUACCAACAGCACCAACAACUCUAUUUCCAAUAAGUAUUUUACUUAUUAUAACGUCAUUAGUAAUAUCACAGAUUGUUAGUUUAAGAUGGUACUUAUGGGGUCCACGUGGAAAAUUAAAUAAUCAGCUUAAUCAUGAGACAAAUAUAAAUCCUAAUGAUAAAAAAAAUUAUAGUAAUUGGAAAAUAUGGUUUGUUGUAUUUUUACAUAGUACACAAAUUGGAGUAUUAUGGAGAUAUUUUAAAUUAUUUAUUCCUGUUGAUUUGACAUAUGUCAAACAUGAGGUACGUGAACUUUGUGUUUUACGUUUGAUACAUGGAUUUUGUGAAGCAGCACCAAUGCUAUUAUUGCAAUUAUAUUUAUUGUCAAUUGGUAUUGAUGACAAUGAAUUAAUAAAAGAUGAUAAACAAGAUAAUUUAUCAAGUGUUUAUAAUAUUAAUGAAUUAUAUAAAUUAACAAUAUUAUCAGCUUGUUUAUCAUUGUGGAGUGUUUGUUGGGCUGUUGCUAGUUUUAGUAAAGGUGCUGCUAGAUUAAGAAAUUUAGAACGUUUAGUAUUAACAUGGUUGGGUGUAUUGGCACAAUUAGCAUGGCGUUUAGGUACAGUUAGUGCAAGAGUUGGUGCAUUAGUUGCAUAUGCAUCAUUAUAUGGUGGUAAAUGGUUAAUAAUUGUUAUGGCAUUACAUUGGUUAUCAAUGUUAACAUGGUUAUUAUUAACACCAGAUGGUUUAUUUAAUGGUAAUGAAAAAUUAUCAAUUAAAAAAAAAACUUUUUUAGCAUCAUUACUUGCAUUUAUUUAUGUAUUUUCAUAUGUUAAUCUUCAUGAAACAAAUCAUCGUCAAAAAAUGAUUAUAUUUUAUACAGUUAUGUUUUUAGAAAAUAGUUUAUUAAUUGGUAUAUGGGCUGUUGGUGUUAAUUCAAAUAGUGAUAUACAAUUAUUUCAAAAUCAACCAAAACCAAUAUUACUUGUAUUAAUAUUACUUGGUUUAUUUUUUGGUGGUAUAUGUUUUAUGGGUUUAUACUAUCGUUUCUUUCAUGUUAGAAGAUGGCGAUAUGAAGCUGGUGGACGUAUGAAUAUUACAAAUGCUGUUACAACAUUUUCAAAUAAUGAAAAUAAUGAUGACAAGCAUAAUAAUAAUAAUACCACUAAUAAUAAUCAUAAAAAAAUUAAUAAUGGUUGUUCAAUAAGUAUGCGUAAAGUUAAAGUUAAUAAUAAUGGUAUACCUGGAGUAUUUAAUUGUCGUUUUGCAAAUCCAACUGUUGUUAAUCCAAAUAGAAAGAAAAAAAAACCAACAACAUUUGUACCACCACCGCCACCACCGACGCAACAAACAACAACUACAUUAUUAUCAUCAUCAUCAACAACAUCACAACAACAUCAUCAUCACCAUCAUCAAGCUGAUGAUGCUGUUGUUGGUAGUGGUUGUAAUGAUAAUACAAAACCAUGGUUAAAUUGUAAUAAUACAAAACAAACAACACCAUUUUGGAAAAGACCAUUGUCUAUUGUUGAUAAUAUUGAUAAUCAAUCAAUUGAUAUUGAUGAUAAUUAUGAUUUAUCAAUAAGUUCAUUAAAUAUAAAUUUAAUACAUGAAAAAUUACGUGAAAAAAAACAACAACAAUUACGUGAAUUACGUAAAAUUGAAGAAGAAAUAAAACAAGGUAAAUUAGUACCACCAUCAGCAUCAACAUCAUCAUUUUCAUCAUCAUUAUCAGCAACAAAUCAACAACAACAACCACCAAAUACAAAAUUACAUAAUACAACAAAUUCUGAUUUAUCAAUUGCCAAAGUAAAUUUAACAAAUAUUUAUAAUAUUGAUAAUACUAAAAUAUCAUGGCCACCAAUUAAAAUGCAUUGUCUUAAUUCAAAUAUAACAACAUCAUCAUGUCAUAAUAAUAAUAAUAAUUAUUCGACAAAUAUAUUUAAAGGAUUAAAUAAACAUGAACAUGAACAAUCUGAUAAUCAAGAAAUAUUACUUGAACCAAGAUGUUUACCACAUCAUUAUCCACACUGGACAUCUGAACUUGAAGAAAGUUGUAAUAAUGCUGAGGAUGAUAGUUCAAAAGGUGAAUUGGUUGAGGUUGAGGGUGAAAUAAGUGAUAUGGAGGGCAGUCAAGUAUCAUUGCCAAAAAGUUAUACAUUACUACGUGAAUUUCAGUAUGAUAAUUCAAACAAUACAUCUAGAGAACGUCGUUGUAUUACAAAUAAAACACAAUCUUCACAUUUUUAUCUUCCUUCAACUAACAGUUCAGAUGGUGAUGUUGAUAGUGCUGAUAAUGAAGAAGAGACAGAUUAUGAAUUACAAGAUAAUAUAAAACAAUUAAAUAAUUUAAGUAAUGAUGAUAAUUUAACAAAACGUUUGACAAUAUUACAUAGUGAUGAUAGUAAUAAUUUAAAUAUUGAUAAUGAUAAAUCAUCUGAUUGUUAUUUAAAUAAUUCAUAUGUUCCAAGAGUUAAUCAAAUACUCAAAUCUAAAGUUAAACAUGAAACUAAAUUAUAACGAAAUUAUAAUAAUUAGUUUAUUAUUAUUUUUUUUUAUUUAAAAAAAUUAAAGAAUAUAAGACUGUAAUUUAAAAUUUUUUGACAAUCAAUUAAAUAUAUAUAUAUUUUUUUUAAAUUAAUAUUAUCAAUGGCAAAAUAAUAAUUAUGAUUUAUCAUGGUUUUUUAGGAGAAAAAAAAAAAUUCAAGUUACCUAAAUAAAUACAAAAUUAAUAUUUUUGUAUAUUUAAUUAAACAAAUAUGUAUUUUAUUAAUAUUUAUUAUUAUUAAUCAAAUUAGCUAUAAGUAAACUUGAUAAAAUGUUUGUUAUUUAAAUAAACAAUGGAUAGAUUAAUUUACAAUUUUUUGAUACUUUUGUAAAUAAAAAUAAAUAACUAAAAAAAAAAGCAAAAA